UGCUCGGUCUGGAUUCUGCAAGGACGGGAUGUGCAGCCAUGCGUCAUCGAGGAAGGCAGAAGGCAUGAGAAUCCAAAUUUCCGGAGCAGUUUGCAGCACAAACCAAAAGCAAUUUCUGCUGCCAAAGAGCGCAGAGGCGUUAAAGUCCUUGGUAUUAUUUUAGGAUGUUUCACAAUUUGUUGGACACCGUUUUUCAUAAUGUACGUUGUGUUGCAGUUUUGCUCAUCUUGUGAAGUAAAUCCACACAUCUGGAUGUUCAUUACUUGGUUGGGAUACAGUAACUCGGCGAUGAACCCAAUUAUUUACACGGUCUUUAAUCGGGACUAUCAGAUUGCACUGAAGAAGCUAUUCAACAAAAGCGAGCUGCGCAGAACGAAUCCGAAAUAG
Gongylonema pulchrum is the source of this 387-nucleotide messenger RNA. NCBI's taxonomy places the organism in Eukaryota, Metazoa, Nematoda, Chromadorea, Rhabditida, Gongylonematidae. The record is from the annotation of a GenBank genome assembly.